This is a messenger RNA of Micropterus dolomieu (smallmouth bass), 1944 nucleotides long. It is a transcript of the gene srd5a1, whose product is annotated as steroid-5-alpha-reductase, alpha polypeptide 1 (3-oxo-5 alpha-steroid delta 4-dehydrogenase alpha 1). NCBI's taxonomy places the organism in Eukaryota, Metazoa, Chordata, Actinopteri, Centrarchiformes, Centrarchidae. Bases 150 to 947 code for a protein of 265 amino acids. The transcript has 6 exons. Gene Ontology annotation, molecular function: 3-oxo-5-alpha-steroid 4-dehydrogenase activity. The record is from RefSeq and is a predicted model, not a curated record. Gene Ontology annotation, cellular component: membrane. Gene Ontology annotation, biological process: steroid biosynthetic process.
AAACCCAAUUGCAUGUACUGUGUAUGCCGUCCAUAGCAUAGCCUACAUAGCUGGUGAGACAGCAAGUUUGUUAAAUAGUUGCAAAUCUUAGUUACAUUUACAUUGUUUCUGUUGUGACAUUUACAACGUCAGCCCUCCCGCUCUGAGUGAUGAACACACUGCUCUCCCGGCUCUUCUCCUCGGAGGAAGAGGAGCUGUAUAUUUUGGACUGCAUGGCUUACUUAAUGGUUUUCAUGGCAGCCUGCACUUUCGUUACUUUGCUUUUCGAAAAUGUCCCAUACGGGCGAUACGCUACCAGCAAAUAUGGUUUUCCAGUAAAUGUCAAGUUUGCUUGGUUCGUCCAGGAGCUGCCUGCCUUCCUGGUGCCUUUGUGUCUGGUAGUUUGGACAUCCUCUGGGAAAACCUCCCUACUGCCAAACCAGCUGCUCAUUGCCAUGUAUUUCUGCCACUAUAUCCAGAGAUCCCUUAUUUAUCCAUUUUUAAUCCGAGGAGGUAAAGCAACACCAUUUGCCUCUUUUGCCCUGGCCUUUGUUUUCUGCAUCUAUAAUGGCUACAUGCAGAUCAGAUACCUGAGCCAUUACGCAGAGUACCCUGCAAACUGGGUUACACAUCCAUGCUGCAUCGCAGGGUCUGUACUGUGGUUGGUCGGUUGGCUGGUGAAUGUGCACUCUGACCACAUCCUAAGGAACCUGAGAAAGCCCGGAGAGACUGGUUACAAGAUUCCCACAGGCGGAAUGUUUGAAUAUGUGUCUGGAGCCAACUUCUUAGGAGAGAUAACAGAGUGGGCAGGCUUCGCUCUGGCGGGCCACUCUGUUCACAGUUCAGCUUUUGCCGUCUUUACCACAGUGGUCCUCGCCAGCAGGGCUGUGGCCCACCACAAAUGGUACCUCGCUAAGUUUGAAGACUACCCUAAAAGUAGAAAGGCCCUGAUUCCCUUCUUGUUCUAAAAACACUGUUGGUACUGGAAGCCUGAAAAGAACCGCUGCGUCUGAGUGUGAUGAAAAAUGAAGGCUGUGUGUCGCUGAAGGCCAUGCCGAGUGACAUCCUUCAUGGUCGAGGUCCCUGCUGUCUCUGUCUCUUCCAGGCUAUUUCCUCUGUGUAUCCACGCUUCUUGUAAUUGCAUCACUAUAUUGCACAGCCAGUAUUUACUGAGCCUGCUAUCUGACUAUAAUAUCAUUCAGUUUCAGGCAGACACAAUUGGAUUUUCUUUUUAUAUGCAAAGCAGUUCAAUGAACUGGCUUUUAACUGUCUUACUCUGUUCAUUCACACACGCUGCAGAUACUGCACAAGGAGAACUAUUCUGUAAUGUUCAGUUUACACAUGCCCACCUGUAGGAAAGAAAAGCACCAGCAGUGUCGCCACCUGCAGACAAGUGUUGCAGCGGCAGUGUUUUAGUAUUGAAACACCAAAUGUUAGCUUUUAAGAUUUUGGAAUUGAAUUUAUGAAUAUUUUUCUGUUAAACAUGUAUUUAUGUUAGUAAAUUGGUUGUUAUAGACCAUUGGUGACUGGAGAAACAGUCAGCUGAUCAGAGCUAACUAUGAUAUUGCUUGAAAAAGUGUAGAUCAUUAUUAAGCAACCAUUACAGAACAGUCCAAUUACAAUGCUGAUUUCCUUUUACUCUUUUCUUUUGGGCUCUUGUGGCUUUUUUUUGUGUCUGUUUGUCUGUGUCUUUAAUUUGUUUCGAUUACUAAGGUUUUGCUGGUUUAAAAAGUGCAAAAAGCAUGAUAUGCAAAGAGCAUUUAUAAACGUUGUGCCUCAGUCAUUGCCAGCAGGUGGUGCAAGUGUUAAAAUUAAAGAAGCUAUUAGGUGCGUUUGACUUCAAUGACGCUUAACGUGAUGCAUGGUUGACUUAACACAAGGCAUGCUGGUUAGAAAUUUUGUCCGACUUUGGCUGGCGCUGAAAAACAUCAGCAUGUCACAUGUUAUUAAAACUUUGUGGGAGAA